Messenger RNA from Diabrotica balteata, 1301 nucleotides. The record is from the annotation of a GenBank genome assembly. NCBI's taxonomy places the organism in Eukaryota, Metazoa, Arthropoda, Insecta, Coleoptera, Chrysomelidae.
UGUAGAUGACUUCCAGUUCCAGAUGACACACUUGAAAGUUGUCAAAAUUAUUAAAAUUGAGAAAUUCUCAUGUUUUUCAAAUAAAAAAUAACAUUAUAUUACUCCAUUUUCACCAUAGAAUGACAAAAAUAAGUGAAGUGUGGAAACAGGAGUACUGAAUGUUUUCUAAAGUCGCAUUUGAUAAUAACUUAAGAAAAUUGGAAGAAAUAUGCCAGCAGCUACUCUAGGUAGCAUACCACAUCCUAAUAAUGAAGACUGUGGCAUUAGGGAUGUUUGGGCACAUAACCUGGAGGAUGAAUUCAGAACCAUCAGACAAAUAGUACAAAAAUAUCAGUAUGUUGCUAUGGACACAGAAUUUCCUGGUGUAGUUGCAAGGCCUAUUGGAGAAUUUAGAAGUUCUGCAGAUUACCAAUACCAAAUGCUGAGGUGCAAUGUAGAUUUAUUGAGGAUAAUACAGCUUGGGCUGACGUUUCUUGAUGAUAACGGAAAAACUCCAGGUGGUGCCUAUACUACAUGGCAGUUCAACUUCAAAUUUAACCUUCAGGAAGACAUGUAUGCACAGGAUAGUAUAGACCUCCUGCAAAAUUCUGGAAUUCAGUUUAAGAAACAUGAGGAUGAAGGUAUUGAACCUCUUGAAUUUGCGGAAUUGCUUAUGUCAUCUGGUAUUGUCCUGGUGGAAAAUAUAAAAUGGCUGUCCUUCCAUUCUGGUUACGAUUUUGGCUACCUGAUAAAACUGUUAACGGACAACAACUUACCUCAAGACGAAACAGAAUUCUUCGAUUUGUUAAAAUUAUAUUUUCCUACCAUAUAUGAUGUAAAGUACCUUAUGAAAUCGUGCAAAAAUCUUAAAGGAGGAUUACAAGAAGUGGCAGAACAACUAGAACUUGAAAGGAUUGGACCACAACAUCAAGCAGGUUCGGAUUCUCUUCUGACAGGAAUGGCAUUUUUCAAGAUGAAAGAGAUGUUCUUCGAAGACACCAUAGACGACUCCAAAUUCUCGGGCCAUCUCUACGGUCUCGGCACCUCUUUCGCAGUAAACGGAACUGCCAACAACUACUCGAACGACAACGGAGAUACCACAAACUCUUCAUGAAACUUACUGGUCGUCUGUCUCAUAAAAUUACUAAAGCUAAAGUGGAAAACACUAAUGUGACCCGUUUCUUCAACAAAAUAUAUGAAUUCGUAUUGGACUAUGUUGUCGUGAUAGAUUUUAGGUUUUUUUAUUUUUAAAAUUAAGUUUUUAAACCCAUACUUUUUGAAAAAAAACUAAAAUUAGUUAUUUAAUAAAACAAUAAAUCUUU